This is a messenger RNA of Plasmodium gallinaceum, 2316 nucleotides long. RefSeq lists its product as hypothetical. The transcript is spliced from 3 exons. The record is from RefSeq and is a predicted model, not a curated record. NCBI's taxonomy places the organism in Eukaryota, Apicomplexa, Aconoidasida, Haemosporida, Plasmodiidae. The coding region runs from base 1 to 2316 and encodes 771 amino acids.
AUGGAAUAUAAUAAUAUUUUAAAUGCUAAAAUAUUUAAUGUUAAUGUCAGUGCAGCUAAUAAUUUUAUUAAUGAAGUUGUAUCAUCUUUAAAAGCAUAUCACACAAAAAUAAGCAUAUUCACUUUUUUUAAGAAUAUUGUUGUUUUUUUUUCUAUAAUUUAUGCAUGUCAACUUUCUUUUAAUGAUUCUAUUGGUGUAUCUUGGUUGACUAGGAAUAAUAAAUGUGUGGAAUUGAAAUUAAGAGUUUAUAGAAUUUUAACUGAGGAAAACAAAGGAACAGAUAAUUUUCUGUUAUCAAAAGAAAGACAGAGUUCCAACAAGUGCCCUCAUAAUUAUUGUGAAAAUGAAAUAAAUACCCUACAAGAAGAAAUAAAGUUAAGAUGCCAAAUGAAAAAGACAGGUGGUGAAGAACAAGAUAUAAGAACGGUUGUAAGAAAAGAUGAAAAUAAUUUCAACAUGUUUCAUAGCUUAAGAAUUGAAAAGAUAAAAGAAUGGGGAAAUGAUAUACAAAUUUAUGUGGAAAAACUUCUGGAAUACAUGGAUAAGUUACAGGAAUGGAUGGAAAAUUUUGAAAAACAAUGGGUAAUUAGUAUAUAUAGUGAGUGGAUUGAAUGUAUGAGUACAAAUCGUGUAAAUUAUAUAGAUUUUUGGAUUAAAUACAUGUCUUAUAAGUGGACAAAAAAUAUGGAAGAAUUCGUUGAAAAUAAGUUAUAUGUAAAAUGUCAAGAUGUUACUAAUGAAGAAGUGAAUGAAGAAGAGAAUGAAGAAGAGAAUGAAGAAGAAAAGAUAUUUAUUGAUGGAAUUGAACAGAGAGUAAAUAAUAUUGGUGCAAUUGAGAAUGAAGAAUCUGAAUUUUUUUUUUGGUAUACAAAGCAUAAAAAUGAGAAUCCUAUGAAUAACAGUGCAGAAAAGGAGGAUAAAUUUAAGAGAUUUAAAGGGGUAAAAGAACGUGAUUUAAAAGAUAUAGAAAAUAUACUAUGCUUUAGAAAGAAGGAAUUACUUAAUUAUAAGGUACAAAUAGUAUUAAAGAGGAUUAAUUCAUGCCUAAAAAGAGAGAUAGAAGAAGAAAAAUUAUACGAAUAUUGGGAAAGAAGAAAAAAAGACACGUUUAAAGAAUAUGUAGAAUUAGCAGAAGAAGGAUUAUUCAUAUAUUGGAAUGCAAAAAUAAAAAGGAUAUGGAAUGAAAAAAUGAACGAAUGGUUGAAAACUAUCGAUAAAUAUACUGAAGUAAUGGAAAUUUGUAUGAACAAAAUGGAAAAAAAGCAUAUGCAAAGUACAAUGGCAAAAUGGACAAAAGACAUGAAUGAUUCCAUGGGAAUUAUUGGUUAUAGUUGGAUGUUAGAUAUAGAAAAUGGUAUUAGAAUUAUAGAAAAAAAAUGGAUUGACAAGAUGAAAGAGGAGUGGGAUAAAAUAAAAGAAACAGGUGUCAAUAUGGUGGAACUUACAGAAUUGGAAAAACUUUUUAAAAAAUAUAAUAAGCAUUAUGAAAGGAAAAAAAAGGAAUGGGAAGUGAGGGAAAUGAAGUUGAAAAAGGAAUUGGGAAUAAAGGAAUAUAAUUAUUUUAAAAGUCUAAACUUUUCAGAGUUAAUUAAUAAAGGAGAAAAAAAGUGGGAAUCAAAGAAAAAUAGGAUAAAAGAGAAAACAGAAAAAAAUAUGUUAGAAAGAAAAGAAAAAAAGGAGCAGAAAGAGAAAAAAGAAGAAAAAAUAGAAAAUAAUAAAGAAAAGAAGCAAAAGAUAAUAAAAGAGGAAAUUAAUAUUUUUAAUAUACAGUUAGAACAGGAAGAAAGUACUAAAAAUUCAAUUUUGGAUAAAUGGUUAGAUGGAAAAAUAAUAUGGGAAGAUAUGAAUGAAAUAGAGAAAAUAGAAUUGUUUGAAUUCGAUGAUAAAUUAUGGAAAUCUUGGAUCAAUUUAGCUAAUGAUUUUUUGGAGGCAUGGGAAAAAUGGGAGGUUUUGUUGAAUAUGGAGAAUGAAAAAAGCAAGAUUAUUCAAGAAGAUUGGAAUGAUUUGAAAGAAAUAUUAUUAUUAAAAAGUAUGUCCACUUUAAGCAGACUGGAUGAAUUAGAUUGGACAAAAAAAAGUGUAGUGCAAUGGAAAAAUUUAAGUGAAACAGAAUGGGUAAUGAAUAAGGCUCAAGAGAUAGAAAACAAUAUAAGCCUUGUACAUAAAAAGAUGGAAGAUAUAAAGGAAAAUAAACAUCUGAUGAAUUUGCUGAAUAAAUGUGAAGAGGAAACGGGAAAUAGAUUAAAGGAAGAAUUGAAUAAUUUAGAAGAGUGGCUUACUAUUAAAAAUAGAUGGGACCUGAACCCUAAACCCUGA